UUUUGCCUUUAACUCUAUUUAUUAACCUAGUAGAAUGCUAAUUUUUGGUGAGAGUAUAAAUUUUCACAUUUAUAACAAAUAUCCACCAAAAAUUGCAAAAAAUAUAAUUUCUUAUGUAUUUUUUGUUUUUUUAUUUGUAUUUCGUUUUUUCGAACCUUUGUUUUUUCCUAUGAACUUUGUCGGGACUCUUUUGCGAUCAUAAAUAGCAUAAAAUAAAUCUAUUUGAACCAACAAAAGUAAAAAAUAUUCAUACAUUUAUGACUUUUGGUUGAAAACACAAUUUGCAUUGAACUUGUACAUCGAAUCACGUUUUUGAUCAAUUUUGGGUCCAACAUGCACAUACAAAAUGUUGCGUAAUUUCAAAAUCGCGCACACAGGCAUCGCAAAUUUGGUCUCAAAUGAUGCGCAAGACUUGAAAGUAAAAAGUCAGCGAGCAGUGUAGUAAAAAAAAAUUCGCGCGAGGAUAAGCCCCUUCAAUUUUGUUCCAACUAACCCCGGAGGCCCAUUUGAUGUUUAUAAGCUUAAAGCACAAAAAAGGGACUUCACCAUGGCAUAUUAAUAACCCCAUUUUGUAGCUUGGUACAAGUGUCUAUCAUACACCCAAACUGGCCAACUUGAUCUAUAAACUUCUCUGAAAUAAUAAAACAUAUCUGAAAGAGAAAAAAAUUACUCAGAAGGUCAACAACAAAAAAUUCCUUUCUAACUUCACCAGGCUUGUUGCACAUGUGUUGUCUCUAAUAUGGUGGAUGGCUGUUGAUAAUGACAAUAAAUUGAGGGCAGUAUUGCAGAAAUUUAUUUAAAGACGUUAAAGAAAAUUACAAUGUUUCAACUUACCCCGCGUUCCAACUAACCCCGGUCUCCCCUACUUUGAAAUACUAGAGGCAUAAAUUCUGGAUAAUCUUUUUCCCAGAGAUAAUUAGCGGCAUUUUUUUUUUUAGAGAAGUGCCUAUUCUUCAUGUAUCUACAUGUAUGUGAUUUUGUAUGUCUUCGGAAAGCUACUCCGUUGGAAUAGACUUCCUGAAGACAUAAAAACUGCAUCUCUGUUCAGUUUAAAAAUUUCUGUUCACUUCAGUUUCUUUACGUACCUAGAGCUCUCUACAGAGUGGAUCUGGCACUUUAUAAGUCGCAUGUAUCAUUCAUUUAAUAUCCUUAGUCUCUGGAUUCUUUACUUGUAGCUCUCUAGACAAUGCAUAUCAUGAUGUAGUCAUUUCUUUGCUCAUAAGCAGUGCUCUUCAUGGAAAAUAGAGUAAUACAAUACUUCAAGAACGUGAAGACCGUUGGAUUACCCUUUGUUGAUAUCCUUGUGUUUGACGUUUCCACAUGAGAAAGAAGAUGGUCCCUAUCAUUGCAAUCUUACAUUGAAAGCUUUUUCAACCUGGAUAUUCCUUCUCUCAGAACAACAAUGAAUAUCUUCAUAUUCCUACUACUAGUCACUGUUUAUGGAAGGGGCUGUAAUUCACAAUGUCAGGAUCCGUGUCACUGUGAGCAGCAGGGUGUGAAUUUUAGAAUGACAUGUACAGACCACUAUCUAGAAGAUGUUCCAAAGGAUCUCCCAUGUAAUGUUGGUGUACUUAACUUGCGCAGGAACUUCAUCACCACGCUAAACAGAGAGUCAUUCCCAUGCCAAAACAGGUUGAGGGAACUUCUUCUGUCCCAUAACCAUCUACACUACAUCGAGAAGCAAGUCUUUCAUAAUGCAGGAGAACUUAUGCUCAUAGAACUUCACUCUAACUUCCUUCAGAGCAUUCCAUACCUUGGUUCGUUACCCAUCAUUCUACAAAUAUCUGUCAUGCAGAACUCUCUGACAGAGUGGCAUCAUCAAACACUUCAGAAUACAACACACCUUACAGAACUUGAACUGGCAUACAAUAAACUCACAAGUCUACCAAAAAUUCCAUUCAAAUUAUCAAUUUUGAAUUUGAAUGGAAAUGCUAUCAAUGACCUUCACACAAUGAUGUUGGCAUAUCCAAAUGCCAUAUCACAUCUGAACAUUAACUACAACAAUAUUGAAUAUUUGGAUAGACUGCAAACGAUGAAAAGCCUGAAGAUACUUACGCUUGAAUUCAACUACAUAAGACGCAUCAGUGACAAUGUAUUCUUAAGUGUCCCUUUGCUAGACACAAUCAAACUCCGGCACAACAACAUUGUAGAUAUCUCUUCCUUCUGUAAUAUGAUGUACAUCAGGCACAUAUUUUUGGAAGAAAACAAUAUAAGAGUUGUGCAAAGACCUGCCUUUUCUAACAUUCCAAACAUAGAUACAAUCAAUUUAAAGGGCAAUGAAAUUAUUCAAUUAUCAUGCUCUUUCUUCAGUACACCACAAAGUCUUCUCCUUCGAAAAAACAGCCUGUCAAGAUUUGACUUUACAUUUGAAGGAGGGAAUUAUACAAAGCUAAGAAUUCUUAAUGUUGAUAUGAAUGACCUGCAAAAUAUUUCCAUCUCGUCCUUUCCUAACCUGUAUUCUCUAUAUGCUGGAUUCAAUAGAAUAAAAUAUGUUGACUUUGGCAUGGAUAGUCAUCACAAUUUAGAAUACAUUAAUUUAAACUCUAAUCAAAUUAAGAACACGAAAAAGUUUGGAAAUUUGCUAAACCUAAAGUGGCUGCAACUGUCUUCAAACUCUAUCACAUUUUUGGAAAACAAAACCCUGAUUUGCCUUCCUCAACUUCGUGAACUCACGCUCGAUAAAAACAGAAUAUCAAUAUUAUCAAACCUUCCAACUUUUCCUGAACUUGUAAAUCUCCAAUUAUCAGAAAACAUAAUUCACACUAUAGAAAACUCAACAUUUGACUCUUCACCAAGACUAGCUGUAUUAAACCUGGCCAAAAAUAAAAUUUCUGAUCUUAGAUUCCUUCAUUCCAUUUAUUCACUUGAGAAGCUGUAUAUAAGCCAUAACAGACUCAGAACCAUCAACUCUCCAGACUUCUUGACUCUAAUCCAUCUCAGAACUUUGGACUUGUCAUUUAAUUUAUUCAUGGAGAUUAAUACACGCAACUUGCAAUCCCUCCAAAGCCUUGAUAUCAGUCACAAUCUUUUACAUCAUUUUAACUUGAAUCACCUCUUUGGUGACAGAACACUCGUUUAUAUCAAUGCAGAGGGCAACAGAAUCACUGAUGUUGUUUCUACUUCAGCUCUUCAUAUAAACGUUAAUAAUAAUGCCUUUGGAGCUUCAAAUUCAAGUGAGCUAUCAGGAACCAAUAUAUUUGCAUGCAACAACAACUUGACUGAUUUCAAAAACAUCAAAAUUUCUCCCAAUUUGGUGGGACUAUACCUGAAUAUGAAUCAUAUUGUCUCCAUACCAAAUUUCACUUUCACAUCAGCAUCCUCACUAAUAUUUCUUGAAUUGAACGAUAAUGAUAUAGCUGAUAUAUAUCCUACAGCAUUCAUUGGUUUAAGACAAGUUGUGGAAUUGAAUCUGGAAAGGAAUCGCAUAACACACCUUCGUUCUGGUCUUUUCUCAAAUAUUCUAGAAUUAAAAUGUAUAUAUUUAGGUGGAAAUCCUUUAACACUCAUUUCAAAUCACCUGUUUUCAGAAGGUCAGGAUAUAGAGGGCAUAUGGUUUCCUUCUAUACCCUUUUCAAACACAUCCUUGAGCAUAUUUCAAGAUACUCCAAAUUUACUCUACUUGGAACUCAAUGAAAAUUUGGCUUUUCGUGAGCACUUUGUGAGAAACACAAGUAAUAGUGUAGGAACCAUUUUGGAAUUCUCAGAUCUAUGGUUUUUAAAUCUCUCUUCUAUCAACCUAGGGGACCACUGUCAAAAUGUGUUAAUAAACACUGUAAACAUUCUUGAUUUGUCAAACAAUGCCAUGACUACCAUCCCAAAAUACUGUCUGCCAAGAAGUAACAAAGCAUACAGUCUCAAUCUGUCUCAAAAUAAACUAAAAUUGAUCUUAAAGGAUUCAUUUGACAAGCAUAAUCAAUUCUGGUUUCUAGAUUUAAGUUAUAACCUUAUACUGUUCUUUGAAUUUGGCUCAUUACGGCAUCAGACAUACUUGACUCGUCUUUACCUUCAAGGCAACCAACUUACAAAGCUUGAUCUCGGCUUACUGACCUUCACUUUGAAAAGCAUCCAAAUUGAAUUAGAAAAUAAUCCUUGGACAUGUAAUUGUGACCUCAUCGAAUCUAUUUUCGCUCUGAAACACAUACUCACCCCCAUAAAAUGUGACAAACCUUUAGCUUAUGCCAACUAUUCAGUGGUUGAUCUUGCUGCCAAGAACAGCUUCACCUGCCGACCACUGCUGUGCUCUCAGCCCUACCAAACUCUUCUUUCAUUCCUUGGUGACAAAAUGGUUGAGUUACCUUGCCCAAUAAUAACAUCAAAUGACAUUUACUGGUCAGUCACAUUUCAAGGGGUACAACUAAACACUGUAAGAGACACCCUACCAGAAGCAAUUUCUAUCCUUCCACAUAAUGCACUUCUAAUCAGUUACGUUACUAAGGAUAUGAUUGGUCUUUACACCUGUUGGAGUAAGAAUGAAGGUGGGCAAACAAAAUUCACUAUAGAUUUACUUGUAGAGGAAAUGGAAGAGAAUGUGGAAGACAGUUCUAAUACUAGUACUACAAUAUUAGCCAAAGAAUGGAAAGAUACACUUCAAUGUGGUACUAAUAAUACUUUAACUUCAAGUAUGCCUACUUCAAAUGUUAUUAUUUGA
Molecule: messenger RNA, 4648 nt
Organism: Lytechinus pictus (painted urchin)
Lineage: Eukaryota; Metazoa; Echinodermata; Echinoidea; Temnopleuroida; Toxopneustidae
Product: toll-like receptor 3
Exons: 2
Coding region: 1403-4648 (1081 amino acids)
Molecular function (GO): protein binding
Source: RefSeq, a predicted model, not a curated record